This is a messenger RNA of Microcebus murinus (gray mouse lemur), 6114 nucleotides long. RefSeq names its product protein phosphatase 1 regulatory subunit 16B (gene PPP1R16B). Gene Ontology annotation, biological process: establishment of endothelial barrier; regulation of sprouting angiogenesis. Gene Ontology annotation, molecular function: protein binding; enzyme inhibitor activity; myosin phosphatase regulator activity. The record is from RefSeq and is a predicted model, not a curated record. Gene Ontology annotation, cellular component: cytoplasm. Lineage: Eukaryota; Metazoa; Chordata; Mammalia; Primates; Cheirogaleidae.
GAGGCGGCCAGGAGGCUCGGGCGGAGCAGAGCUGGCUCUGUCGCCUAGCGAGCAGCUGCGGCUCGGGGACCCACAGACCGAGCCAGGGUCGGGAGCUGCCCGGGGCAGGGCUCCGGAGAGAGGGUGCCACCAUGAGGCCCCAGCCCCACAGGAGCCCGCGCGGUCCCCUGGCCCCUGGCGCGCCGUGCUAGCCCCCAGCUAGGGCGCGGGGAGGCGCGGUGGCCAUGGCCAGCCACGUGGACCUGCUGACGGAGCUGCAGCUGCUGGAGAAGGUGCCCACGCUGGAGCGGCUGCGAGCCGCCCAGAAGCGCCGGGCCCAGCAGCUGAAGAAGUGGGCGCAGUACGAGCAGGACCUGCAGCACCGCAAGCGCAAGCACGAGCGGAAGCGCAGCGCGGGCGGCCGCCGCAAGAAGGUGUCCUUCGAGGCCAGCGUGGCCCUGCUGGAGGCCUCGCUGCGGAACGACGCCGAGGAAGUACGCUACUUCCUGAAGAACAAGGUCAGCCCUGAUUUGUGCAACGAGGACGGACUCACAGCCCUGCACCAGUGCUGCAUCGACAACUUUGAGGAAAUUGUCAAGCUGCUCCUAUCCCACGGUGCGAACGUGAACGCCAAGGACAACGAGCUGUGGACACCCCUGCAUGCUGCGGCCACCUGCGGCCACAUCAACCUGGUGAAGAUCCUCGUUCAGUAUGGGGCCGACUUGCUUGCUGUCAACUCUGAUGGGAACAUGCCAUACGACCUCUGUGAGGAUGAGCCCACCCUGGAUGUCAUCGAGACCUGCAUGGCAUACCAAGGCAUCACCCAAGAGAAAAUCAACGAGAUGCGGGCAGCCCCGGAGCAGCAGAUGAUCGCCGACAUCCAUUGCAUGAUCGCAGCGGGCCAGGACCUCGACUGGGUAGACGCCCAGGGUGCCACACUGCUGCACAUAGCCGGAGCCAAUGGAUACCUGCGGGCAGCUGAGCUCCUGCUGGACCACGGUGUGCGUGUGGACGUGAAGGACUGGGAUGGCUGGGAGCCCCUGCACGCGGCUGCCUUUUGGGGACAGAUGCAGAUGGCAGAACUUUUGGUGUCCCAUGGGGCUAGUCUCAGUGCAAGGACAUCCAUGGAUGAGAUGCCAAUAGACCUGUGUGAGGAGGAGGAGUUCAGGGUGCUGCUGCUGGAGCUGAAACACAAGCACGAUGUGAUCAUGAAGUCACAGCUGCGGCACAAGUCGUCCUUGAGCCGGAGGACAUCCAGUGCAGGCAGCCGUGGGAAGGUGGUGCGUCGAGCCAGCCUGUCGGACAGGACCAACCUGUACCGGAAGGAGUACGAGGGCGAGGCCAUCCUGUGGCAGCAGCGGAGUGCGGCCGAGGACCAGCGCACCUCGACCUACAAUGGGGACAUCAGGGAGACCAGGACAGACCAAGAGAACAAGGACCCGAACCCCAGGCUAGAGAAGCCCGUGCUGCUCUCCGAGUUUCCCACCAAGAUUCCACGAAGUGAACUGGACAUGCCUGUUGAGAAUGGGCUCCGAGCUCCGGUCAGCGCCUACCAGUAUGCGCUGGCCAACGGGGACGUCUGGAAGGUGCAUGAGGUGCCUGACUACAGCAUGGCCUAUGGCAACCCCGGUGUGGCUGACACCACCCCACCCUGGAGUGGCUACAAGGAGCAGAGCCCCCAGACGCUUCUGGAGCUGAAGCGGCAGCGGGCUGCAGCCAAGCUGCUCAGCCACCCCUUCCUGAGCACCCACCUGGGCAGCAGCAUGGCCAGGACGGGCGAGAGUAGCAGCGAAGGCAAGGCCCCCUUGAUCGGAGGCAGAACUUCACCGUACAGCAGCAACGGGACCUCGGUGUAUUACACGGUCACCAGCGGAGACCCCCCGCUCUUAAAGUUCAAGGCCCCCAUGGAGGAGAUGGAGGAGAAGGUCCAUGGCUGCUGCCGGAUCUCCUAGUCUCCUUGUAACGGAGGAGAGCGAUGUCCCGGGGAGGGGUCCCUGGAAUCCAGGCCAGCCCAACAGCCCUGGCUGGGGAGGUACCAGAGGGCAGCCGGGAGAGGUGGGCUCUGCUUUCCAGAGGAACGCCGACCCCACCCCUCACCCAGCUGCCUGCAGCUUCUCCUCUCCCCAGGUUCUGCUUCCUGCUGCAUCGUCCACGCCUACACAAGGCCCGCCGUGGCCUCCUGGCUCACUCUGCUGUCCCAUUUUGGGAGGGUGGGCUUGGGAUCCCCGUUCUGUUCUUGGUAAAGGCUUCUCUGGAAUACUUGCACGUCCCCUAUCGACACACAAACGCGCGUGCGCGCUCAACCAGCGUGUGAAGGGAUGACACACCUGGGCUCACGGGAAGCAGGUGGGGCUGGAAUGCACGGGGUGUUCCCAAAGGGAUGGAGGUUAAGACUCAGAGUCUCAUCCACUGCCAGUGUGGCUUUAGCAGGGGAGGCGGCCUGCCAGGCUGAGACCCAUUGUCCAGCCCAGAGUCAUCCCGAGGUCUGGGCCAGCAGCCGCACGUGGCAGGGGCAGGAAGCCCUGGCUGUGUUCACAGGGAGCCUGGACGUGGGUCAGACGGGACGGACACAGGCCUGCUCCCCACAGCCUUGUUGAGAGCCGCCCUCCUGCCCACGCCAGGAGCCAGCCAUGUGGUCACUCAGGGUCGAGGGGGAAAAGCAGGCUAUUCCACUCCUGGAAUAAACCAUGUUUUACUCUUGGAUGGAAGCAUCAAAGGCAGGAACGAGGCAAGGUCAGUGUUUACAAAAGUGCACUUGAUAAAAAAAUUCUUUUAGGCUGUAAAACUCCGGGUGGGAAGUAACUGAAUCCACUUUCUUUUAUGGCUAGUAUCAGGAUCACUAGGUUUUACUGGCCAGUAUUGGGAAAUGAAGCUAAAUGAGGAGCUUUCACUGGAAGCCCUAUUCCAGGGAGGGGGUGAAUUUAUUUCCGAAAAACAGUGACAGAGCCCAGCCCCGGCUGACCUUUGUGAAUAUCCAGGCUCUUUCAGCCCAGCCCAUCUCAGCCAGCCCUGCUUAGACUGAGCUGUCCGCGUGAGCAGUUCAGGGCUGUCUGGGCCUCCCCGCCACAGCAGCCAUCUGUGCAGAGCCAGUGCUCAGGACCCCGGGCCCAGCUUGGCCUUUUCUGGAAUGCUCAGUGAGGCAAGUCUGCCAGUCUGCCCUUGUGAGUCCCUGCCUGGCCCAGGGGCUCCCGGCCUGCUCCUGUCGGGAGUGGUGAUGCUCCAGGGCUGCAGACCCAGGGUGCCGGUGGUCACGUCCUGUGUUGCAUUGAGCGGAGCAGUGGCAGGGCUGGAGUGGGGUCUCACCCAGCUCUGCAGUUCCACAGCCCUGGUCUUCCUGAUGCUGGGGAGGGAGGCCCAGGAAGGGACCAGGAAGGGCCAGCUGCCCUCCACCUCACCCCUGCAUUCUCCCCAAGCCCAUUUGGGAUUGUUGCCAUGAGUUGGGCACCUUUUGGUGUUGACUAACAAGCUGCAGGCUUGCCCCCUGCUCUGUGCGCCUUUUAUUUGUCCUUAAACUACCUCCUUAGAGUGCUGAAGGGGCUCCCCAGGUCCAGCUCCUAAUUUGGGGAACAGAUCCACAUUCUCUUUAACCUGCUUCUUUCUGAGUCUGAGAAAUUCUCCCUGAGGGGCCCCUGGGCUAGGGGGCUAAGGCUGGGGAGCCCCCCUUGUGCCAUAACCUUAGUAAGGGGGUCUGUUGUUUGCAGUCCCAGCCCCCUGCUCUGGCCCCCCCUGGCCCCUGUAACCCGGAGCGGGAGCUGGACCUCAAGGGGCCUGGCUGAUGUUCUCCCAGGAGCAGGGCAGCUGGGCCAGAGCACAGGACUCGUGGGAGUGACUGUGCCCCUAGUGGCCGCUGGAUGCAGAGAGGGUCUCAGCACCAGGCCACCCCACCCCAACGCCAGGACAGAGGUAGUGUAGAGUAGACAGGCAGCUCGGGAGACUGAAGACAGGUGUACAGGAUCUGUCCCACGUCCCUGGGGGCCGGGGUGGGCUUUCCAGCAUCUCAGCCUCUGUGAUCUAAAACACACAUUCCUUUGGCUGAAGGCAGGAUUGACCCAGACUGACACCGAAGUCCUUCAUGACCUGACUUCAGCUACCAGGUAGGGAGUGCCGAGGGAGGCCACACGCUCCUCAGGAGAGGCAGGUUUUCCCAUCUUUUUGCUCAGGGACCAAACACUGAAGGCAUUUAUUGCCCACCCUGAGCCCUAGAGGCCAUUCCCUCCUUCCCCCUUGCCUCCUGCCCUUGGGCCAUUCCUCCCCACCCAGGAGACCAGGAAUCCCAGCUGCUUCCUCGACAGGAGCCGUCAUUAGCUCAUGUUUUCAGCCAGGGAAAAACCAUUCCCUCUCAGGGCUUUGAGUCCCUGGGGAGCUUUACCUGUGGGUCUCCUGGGUAUUCAGGGGCAAGUCGGGGAACAACCUCCAAUGAAUGAGCCGGGGUCAUUCAUCUAUAUUCACUCAUGUCAUUUAUUGAGCACAGGCGACAUCCCUGGCUCUGUGUUAGGCUCUGCGGGUAAAGGAGGAGCAAGACAGAGUGAGGAGGACUGUUCUUUAGGGUUUUCAUCCCUGGGGGGCACGGGCAUGAGCAGGCCCGCUCAGGUCACCUGAGGCAGAGGACCUACAGCCCAGGCUAGAGCCCUGCGCUCUUCAGUUCCUAGAUGCUUGGUUCCAAAUCCCUUUAGUUGGGAACAGCUGUCAUGUUCCCCUCUGGAUAACAUUUGCCACUCGGUGCAGAUGCCAGAUCUCAGGUUCUAGGUAGACACCAUCCCAAGUCCAUCUGGAACUUUCCAGGAUAGCUGCCUUCAGCCAGCAUCUUUGGGGGACUGCAUAAUAGCAGUUUGAGGUCAGUGUCUAGAAGAAUGUGUCUGCAGUUUGCUGCCAAACGCAUCUCAGGUUCUUACAGUCAUUGUUGCUUGCUCGUUUAGCUCAUUUAUUACAUAGACUGCCCCCUCCCCAACCUCACCCCGGUAGUGGAUAAUGGGAGGAAAAGGAGCUUCUUUCAACAUUGAGGCCUUUCCAUGGCAGGGGCGGAUCAAGGAGUUGGAGGCAGCCUAGUGAAGUCAACCAGAUGCCUGACCCCUGCAGCUCCCCAUAGACUAAAGGAGGCCACUUCCAAAGCAGGUGCACACAGCUCACUGUGAGCGCUGGCCCUUGCUCAGACCUUAUGUCGCAAACAAUUGAAAGUUGGUGGCUGUCAAAAGAUUGUUGAGUUUCUGACCAGAGGCUCAGGGAAGCUGAAUGAACCGUAGGCCCAGGGCUCCUGAAGACUUCAGGAUAUUCUCCAUCAAAUAGGCAGCAUCAGUAAAACUGCUCCUCACUGUCUGGCCAGUUUCAAAGGGCUUAGAAGAGUUAACAAGGGUGUGUCCCCUUUCCUGCCCCACCACAGCGUGCUGGCUUUGUAAUAACAGGAGACCAUUUGGGUUAUUGGUGUUAGCUACCUUUCAAUCCUGAGCUCUCUCUCCCACCUGCUCUCUGCCCUGGAGCAGGAUAUUGGGGUACUUGCCAGAAGGGUGCUCCUUACAAGAUGCCCAGAAGGACGGUAAUUAAGUCUUGCUAUUGUGGCCUGGGGAUAGGCUCCCCUCCCCCAGGGCACGUAAGAGCAAAGGGUCACAUGGUCAGUGGAUGACUCUGCAGAAGUGACCCCCUUUGCCAGAGGCUAUAGACCUCCGCUCCACAGGAAUCUCUUGUUGGCCAGAGAGCCUGCUUCCCCGUGGGCAUUGCAGGUGCCACCGUGCGGGGCCUGGCUCUGCGCACCCAGGAAAAGUCUGCAGACCCCCAGCCUUCCGCAAUAAUCCACCAGACCAGAAGCCACUGAUGUACAGAGAACACUUAAGAAAAAUGUAUUUUAUGUGAAAAAAAAAGUUAAAAAACUCUGUAUACUGUAUCAGCAGCUUUGUGUAAAAAUGGCAAUCAAGAGAGUCUAAUAUAUUUAAAACUUUUUUUUUAAAAAAAAAAAUCCUUGCGGAUCUUUGAUAUUGUAUUGAAGUAACUUCCAGGUACCUCCUCUCCUUGUGGCCAAGACUGUGGCUCAGCCGCAUCCCAGAGGGGCACAUGUCCCUGGAGUUGCUCCCAGCUGCCAAGGCCUGUGAUGGAAUUCGCUGUUAAGAGUUUUUAAUUAAGAUUAUUAAAUUCCUUUUAAUAACA